This is a messenger RNA of Abrus precatorius (Indian licorice), 1223 nucleotides long. Its product is annotated as PI-PLC X domain-containing protein At5g67130-like. Gene Ontology annotation, molecular function: phosphoric diester hydrolase activity. Gene Ontology annotation, biological process: lipid metabolic process. Lineage: Eukaryota; Viridiplantae; Streptophyta; Magnoliopsida; Fabales; Fabaceae. The transcript is spliced from 8 exons. Bases 60 to 1154 code for a protein of 364 amino acids. The record is from RefSeq and is a predicted model, not a curated record.
UGUGAUUUUCUUCACUUCCUUAAGAGACCCCCCACUGAUCCAAAUUAGUCAUUGUGUAAAUGGGUUCUCUGCUGUGCUUGCUUUUGGUUAUUAUUCUUCCCUUGUGUUGUUGUGUUGAUGCUGCUUGCUCUAGUGGAAACUGCAGGCUUCAUGAUGGGUGCUCGUCUAAUGGUGAUUGUGGAACCGGGCUCUAUUGUUUCUCAUGUCCACUUGGGUUUUCUGGCUCUAGGUGCGUGAGAUCUUCCAUCACAGAUCAAUUCAAGCUCAUAAAUAACUCUUUACCAUUCAACAAAUACGCAUUUUUGACAACGCACAACGCUUUUGCCAUUGAUGGCGAACCAUCUCACACAGGAGUGCCUCGAGCAACCAUCACUAACCAGGAAGACAGUAUAACCCAGCAGCUACAUAGUGGAGUUCGGGGACUAAUGCUAGAUGCAUACGAUUUUGAUGGAAAUGUGUGGUUAUGCCAUUCAUUUCAAGGCCAGUGCUAUGAUUUCACAGCUUUUGAACCGGCUAUAGAUACACUCAAGGAAAUUGCAGCUUUUCUAUCAGCCAACCCAACAGAAAUUGUCACACUCAUAUUGGAAGAUUAUGUUAAAACACCAAAAGGAUUGACAAAAGUCUUCACCGAAGCUGGUUUGAUGAAGUUUUGGUUUCCUGUGACAAGCAUGCCAAAAAAUGGGGGAGAUUGGCCUCUGGUGAGGGACAUGGUUGCUAAAAGCCAUAGAUUACUAGUGUUCACUUCAGUAAGGUCUAAGGAACAAAGUGAAGGCAUUGCUUAUCAGUGGAAUUACAUGGUUGAAAAUCAGUAUGGGGAUGGUGGAAGGAAUGCAGGAAGCUGUGCACAUAGAGCAGAAUCAUCUCCUCUUGAUGAUAAGAGCAAGUCCUUGGUGUUGGUAAACUAUUUUCGAUCGGCUCCGCUUAAGCCGAUCACAUGUAUGGAUAAUUCUGGAGGCCUCAUUGACAUGCUAAAAACAUGUCAUGGUGCUGCUGGCAACAGGUGGGCUAAUUAUGUCGCUGUUGAUUAUUACAAGAGGAGUGAAGGAGGAGGAUCUUUUCAAGCCGUGGACACCCUCAAUGGGAAGCUGUUGUGCGGUUGUAAUGAUGUUCAUGCUUGCGUGCCUGGAUCUACUUCACAAGCUUGCUCAGCAUAGAAAGCAUAGCAAUUCCAAAUGUGUUAGCUAUAGUUACUGGAAGAUGUUGAAACAUGCAAGUGAAAAUUU